CAUUCGACACCAUCUCCCUCUUUUCAAACAAUUCGGUUUCAGAGACUCCGUCGAUUAUCCGAUUAACAAAGCUUCCGUCUGUUCAUAUGAGCAAAGCAGAGUUGAUAUGAAACUGAACAUGCAAAGAAAAGGAAAUAUUGCUGAGGCACCUGGCAGACAUGUUGUAAGAACAAGUCAAGUGAAAAAGAGCACAAACAGACAAAGAGGGCCUGGGCAGAAAGCCUCAGGUGUUUUGCCUUUUAGCGCUACAGCAGUACUCAGUCGUGAUUUUUCAGUAAGUGAAUCAUGUAUAGAAACCAGAAAAGAAGCAACACCACUGGAGUUGAAGCAUGGAAAAGUUGACCCUUUGACCAAGAUUAAGCUGCAGCUUUUUCCGGUUAACGAAGUUACUCGAAUAGGGUUAGAGAAGGAUGGUCUUAAUCCAUUCCUAGAACUCACACUCAGGGCCAGGAAAAAGAUAUCCUCUGUUAUUAAACAUAUCCAUACAAAAUGGGGUGGCUCGAGCAUUGCUAUAGGGGAGACGAUGCUUUUGCCUUAUGAUGCACCGCUGAGACACCGAGCUAUGAGCAGAAGAUGGACAAUAAAGGACACUGUUAUUAGCGCAGGAGAUGUUUAUAGAGCUGUAGGAAGUCCUGCCAUAUUUCGCUUAAGUUAUGGCUGGUUCUCUGAUCAUGAGCCUCAAUCAGAGCCACCAAGGGUUCCAGCAGCAGCUGCUUUACAUAAUUGCAUAGAAUCUGAAAGCAUGCAGGAAAAGAUGGAGACUACAGAAGAAAGGAAGCCUCUAGAUGCAACAUCUGAAGUAGCUGUGACUGAGCAUGUGGAUACUGGUGUCAAGAUGAGUCAUAUCCAUGAAUGGUCAAUUUCACCAUGGGUUGAUGAUAUAACCAAUUUGAGGAUGGGGGGACUUCUUUCUGAAGCAUCAGGACCAGGAAAGAUUUCAAACCAUGAGUUGAAAUCCAACUUGCCACCAAUCUUUUUAUCUACUGAUAUAAGCGUUGGAGGCUUGCUUUCUGAAGCAUCUAUGCAGGAAAAGCUCCGUAACAAUGAGCAAGGAACAAUUCGAUGGGAUGAUAGUUUAACUGCUUUGAGCAUUGGUGGACUUCUAUCUGAAGCGUCGUUACAGGCCAAGAUCAAUAAAUCUGAUUCAAAAUCCAGUGAACGAGAUGUCGUGGGACCCUCGUCGACGUUUAUUUCUGAUUCGUUUGAUGCUUUCAUCUCUUCACAAGUGAAGAGCAAUCCUCAAAUGGUGAAACCAUCAUCACUUGACUCUCGCUCAUCUAUAUUGGAUGCUGAAGAGACAUGCCAUGCAUUUUCCUUCCGCAAGUUCUCUUCAUCCAGCAAAAACAUCCGUGUCAGUGCAAGAGCUAGUCAAGAUUUGAGUUCAAACUCAUUCCGAUUUCCUGAUCUCCUAGAGGUCAGCAAACAAACUGUGGAUUCUGAAGAUACAUCUUGUUCAGAACCAAAAAUGGAACUUUUCCCUAUUCCUCAGCAAUAUGGUGAAGACAGCAGGGCCUUGGGCUAAGAGGUACUCCUAAUGUUGAUUUCAGUUUAUCCCAAAAUAAGUUUCCUCUUUCAAAAGUAAGUCUACACUUUUCGGUCCUACUCUUAAUUAUGACAUUAGAAAUUCAUUACUUCCUCUAUUACCAAGGGUAAAAUAGUCAUUCGUUAAUUAAAAAGUGAAAUAAAUACAAAUUCCUAAAACUGUGUAUCUUUAGCAUCGUGGACACUUAUUUUGUUAUGGAGGGAGUAUUAUUUUGUACAUCGAAUUUUACAUAUUGCUACAUCAAUAGUCACCUUACAAAAAUUAUUCCAAUAGUGUUUUAAGAUAUGUAUUUUGAACACAUCCUGCACAAUUUCUUUAGUGUACUUUUAAGAUAUAUGCACUUUAGGCCUAUAAAACAUAUACGUUCUAUGUAGAUGUUUAU
Messenger RNA from Cynara cardunculus var. scolymus (artichoke), 1925 nucleotides. RefSeq names its product TSL-kinase interacting protein 1. The record is from RefSeq and is a predicted model, not a curated record. Gene Ontology annotation, cellular component: nucleus. Lineage: Eukaryota; Viridiplantae; Streptophyta; Magnoliopsida; Asterales; Asteraceae. The transcript has 7 exons. Gene Ontology annotation, biological process: pattern specification process. The coding region runs from base 107 to 1522 and encodes 471 amino acids. Gene Ontology annotation, molecular function: chromatin binding.